Messenger RNA from Phragmites australis (common reed), 1682 nucleotides. Its product is annotated as zinc-finger homeodomain protein 9-like. The transcript has a single exon. Gene Ontology annotation, biological process: regulation of developmental process; regulation of DNA-templated transcription. NCBI's taxonomy places the organism in Eukaryota, Viridiplantae, Streptophyta, Magnoliopsida, Poales, Poaceae. The coding region runs from base 159 to 1235 and encodes 358 amino acids. Gene Ontology annotation, cellular component: nucleus. The record is from RefSeq and is a predicted model, not a curated record. Gene Ontology annotation, molecular function: DNA-binding transcription factor activity; transcription cis-regulatory region binding.
AUUCUUAUCUCCUCGCCCCUCUUCACCUCCUUACCUGUUGUUUUCCUCCCUCUUCCUUCACCUGUCGUCCCAUGCUAAAAAAGCCCGGGGUUAGGAGCUAGAGGUAAUCUCUCUCUCUCUCUCGGUCAAGGCGAGUGGGGCAGCACUGCGCGCGCGGCAUGGAGGCCAUGGACGUCAAGUACAGGCCGGUCAUGUUCCCCAACGGCGCCGCCGUCAAGAAGGUGAAGCCGGCGGCAGUGGCGCCGGCAGCCGGCGAGCCGAUGUACCGGGAGUGCCUCAAGAACCACGCGGCGAGCCUGGGCGGGCACGCGGUGGACGGAUGCGGGGAGUUCAUGCCAACGCCGGGGGCCAAUCCCGCCGUCCCGACGUCGCUCAGGUGCGCGGCGUGCGGCUGCCACCGCAACUUCCACCGCCGGACGGUGGAGGGGUCCCCGCCGCCGCCGCCUGCGCCGCUGGCGCUGCCGCCGCCCGUGCCGGCGAGCAUGUUCCAUGGCCAGCCGCACCGCGGCGAGGAGACGCCGGAGGACAGGCUCCCGAGGGUCAUCGACGGCGACGACUCCGACUCCGACUCGGACGGCUCGGAGUACGACGAGGAGCGGUCGGUGUCCCCGCCCCCGCCGCAGCAUGUGACGGCACCGGUGGCGCAGCAGCCUCCGCCGCCGUACUUCCCCUCGGCGCCUCACAUGCUGCUCUCUCUUGGCUCCGGAGCGCCAGGCGCGGCGGUGGCGGCAGCGGCGGUCCAGAGGCUCCCGGCCCAGCUGACGCCGUCGAGCGCGCCGCCUCCCGGGGCGAUGGCGAGGAAACGUUUCCGCACCAAGUUCACCGCCGAGCAGAAGCAGCGGAUGCAGGAGCUGUCGGAGCGGCUCGGGUGGCGGCUGCAGAAGCGCGACGAGGCCAUCGUCGACGAGUGGUGCCGCGACAUCGGCGUCGGCAAGGGCGUCUUCAAGGUCUGGAUGCACAACAACAAGCACAACUUCCUCGGCGGCCACAGCGCCCGCCGCAGCUCCUCCUCCGGCACCCCCGCCACCGCCGCACCACUCCACACCCCAACCGCAUCCGGCUCCGCACCACCAUUCAACCCGUCCACCACCAGUCCUCCCCCUCCUGUUCUCACCUCGUCCCCGCCGGUCGCCACCACAGGCUUCAACAUCAACGGCGCCGCCUCCACCGCCCCCACCGUCACCGCCGUCCACCAAGAGAACGUCAACGGAGCCUCGUCGCCGCAGUCCGCAUAAACUAGAGAGAGAAGGGAGAAUGGAGAAACAUGUAGCUUAAUUUCAGUGAUCAUUUCCUUUUCUUUUCCUUAGACUUUCCCUCUAAGAAAUUAACCCCAAGAAAGCAUGCCGCCAGCAGCCGCCGCUGCAGCUCUUGUCGCCAUGCCAUGCCUAGAAAUCCAAGCAGCUUCCUCCCCUCCCUGUAUGUUCUUGGGAUCUGAUGAUGAUGGUGAUGCUGAGUUAGGAUUAGAUUAUCUCAUCCCAACCAAAAGUGGUAACCUUCUUGGUUGUUCAAUCUUGUCCACCAUGAGCUGUGCUCAGAGGAGCAAAGCAGGGAGAGAGUUCUUCCUUCAAGGCUCCUAGGAUCCCAUGCUGUUCUGCUGUGACAUGUUGCACAAAAUGGAAGCAGCCUCCCCCCUCCUGCUCCUCUGAGCACUGUUCCUCAUUAAUCAAUUGACUUGCUUUGUA